GCUUAUGCAUCAGGACGCGACUCAUCUGUUAGCAGCUUCCCAGUAUGCGGUAGAAUAAGAAAGCCCACUUAAUCAAAGAAUGCGUUACACAAUGCCUUUAUUCCUCAGAGAGCGCACAGUUAAUGGCCGGGCCUAACAAUCAUGCAUCUCCCCGAGACGGCGAGCUUUGAAAGCUCCAGAAGGCAUUUCCUAGGUCAGAAUGUUUCCCACGCGAAAUCGGAUGGGAGGAAAUCGGAUGAUAAGACGGCGGGCGAAUACGUGGUCAACCAGGUGCUCGUCCGCGGCCUUCCGCGUGUCGAUCUUGUCCUUUCGCGCGGUGGUCAAGUCGUACUGCAUCGUCUCCAGGGCGUCCAGGGCGAGCGCCGCCUGCCUCUUAAGCGCGCCCAGGAUGCGAUUCGCCUGAGCGCGGACCAACUGCGCCUCGGCGGCCGCUGCCUGCGCCUCGGGCGUCUUGAGCUUCGCGGCGCGGCGCGCGUAGUACGUGGAGUCGGCGGUGGCCUCUUUGGCGAUCUGGGUCUGUUCGGCGACGAGCGAAUUAGCGAGGUCCAGUUGCUCCUGAGUGGGGACGAUGUCCGUUUCCAAGGCCGCGGUGUCGGCGAUCGCCUCCGCCGCUUGCUGCUCCAGCUCGUCAUGGUAGUCCUGCUCCGUCUGCAGUGCCCCCCUGAACUUGAUCAUUUCCUGACGCGCUUUCUCGGCCUUGGCCCUCGCGUCGUCCAGCUGCUUCUUCGUAUUCGCGAGAUUCGUCUGCGAGGCAUUCAAAGCGGCAUUCGCGUCGUCGAUGAGUUUCUGAAUCGCCUGCUCCGCCUUGAGCUUGCUGUUGUAUUCCGCCAGCGCUGCGGUCGUCACCGCUUCCGCGUCGUUAGCCGUCUUUCGGGCCGCCGCAGCCUUAAUGGCCAUGUAAGAUUGGGCGUUCGCUCCUGCUGAGAAAGUUGACACGAAAAAAACAGCACACGCGAGCGACAGGAAGAAAGCGUUGAAACGACCCAUGGCUAGUACUGUUUUCGUCGGGUCUGGGGAGUUCGGGUCGAGUAGAGCUGAAUAAAGAUGGAACUAGACGUUGGGAUGUUUGAGCUUGCUGGUAUUGCGAUCUAGAACGGAAGCUAAAAUAUACCAUCCGCAAUGCG
Closterium sp. NIES-67 is the source of this 1124-nucleotide messenger RNA. The record is from the annotation of a GenBank genome assembly. Lineage: Eukaryota; Viridiplantae; Streptophyta; Zygnematophyceae; Desmidiales; Closteriaceae.